AGAGUCACAUAGGAGGACGGGCAGGAAGCGGCGUGGGCAGCCUCCUUGUGUCACCGCCUGCGUCAGACCAGACGCCAGGAGGGAGUUUUCCACUGACGAAAAAGGCUGCGCUUCUCGGCAGUCUGCUACAGACAAGGGAAGCGCUUCAGCUGGUACGGAGCCCCGUGCGGCGGACAGACACAGACAAUAGCACCCGAGGAAGGAGCUGUCUAUAUGCGGGGAUAAAAGCGCUGUAUUUUAAUUUGUGCCAUUUGGAUUACUUACACUGUUUAUCCCAUCGGCUGUUAUACCCGACGCUUAUUGUGUCCCUAAUGGUGAUCGGAUACUGGAUUUGGUGAUUGUUCGCACUAACGCCAUGAGUGGGCUUCUCAAGAGGAAGUUUGAGGAGGUGGAUGAGGACCCAUGCUACUCCUCACCCUCCUCCCUCUCCUCUGCCUGCUCAGGCUGGGACUCGGAGGGGGAGAGCUGCUACUCGGACACCCUGGAUUCCACUCCCAGCAACCCCAGCUCCCCAGCAACAAAUUUCAACACAACAUCCAUCCUGAAGAAAUCCAAGCGAGCACGGCGGGGCAAUGUGACGUUUGACCAGGUGACAGUGUUCUUCUUCCCUCGGUGCCAGGGAUUCACCAGUGUUCCCAGUCGAGGAGGAUGUACUCUGGGUAUGAUGCAGCGCCACAGCGUCCUCCGCACGUAUACGCUUGCUGAGUUUGCUGUGGAGCAGCGGCUCCUACGCCGGGAAAAAUUCCUCAACAGACUCAGGGAGGAGAAGCUAGAGGCUCUCAAAUUAAAGCUGACUAAAAACGGAACUCAAGAGAGCGAGGAGGCGGAGCAGCUAACGGUGGACGACAUCCCCGAGCAGGACAUCGACAUCAGUGGAACCAACUUGGAGGAGGGCUCUUUCCUCCAGCCUUACCCGCCUAAACGUCGCUACACGCUGCUCAAAGCAGCCGGCGUGAAGAAGAUCGACAAGGAGGAGAAGAGGCAGCUGCAUGAGCUGAGGAUCUCCAGGGAGAACUGCGGUUGCGACUGCCAGGGUUUCUGUGAGCCUGAGACGUGUAGCUGCAGCCUCGCCGGCAUCAAAUGUCAGAUGGAUCAUUCCUCUUUCCCAUGUGGCUGCACUAAGGACGGCUGUGGAAACACAGAGGGUCGCAUUGAGUUUAACUCCACCAGGGUACAGACGCAUUACAUCCACACUAUCAUGAAGCUGGAGCUGGAAAAGAGGCUGGAGGAGCAGUCGAGCACAGAGGAGGAGGAAGAGGAGAACACAACAGGGGCCAACACCUUACCAGCAGUGCCCUCCUUCCCCUUCAGCUCAGAACUGGUGGCAACUGGAGAGAACAGUUGCAGCAGCGAUAUGACGGACUCCGACUCUUCAGGUCAGAGCGAGGACUCCGAAGCAGGCGAGAGUCCAUGCGAGCAUCACACCCAGCUGGAUGUCGACGAGAAAGGCCUGAGCCGCAUUCUCAGUUUCACCGACACAGAGAAUUGCUCAAGAAGUAGCCGGGACGGUGGGGACCGCAAAGACAUGUGCUGCCAUGAUCAGCGGCAAGAACAACAGCAGCAGCAGCAGCCGUCUACGGAGGCUUUUAGUAGCUUUAGCAUGGUGGACUUCGCUGACGAGAAUGACAAUAUAGACGCUGCACUGUUGGAUGAUCACACAGACAAUCGAGCAACAGCCAUUUCAGAACUUUUGGACGAGAACGCCAACCAGGGAAACGCCCUAUUCCAUAGCAGUAGUGUGCCACGUACGCCAUCCCCUUCUGUCGAUCACUCUGCAAGCUAUAACAUGGACCUGAGCCUCUCCUCGGAGUCAGACCUGGAGUUUUUUGACGGGUUCCCCUGCUUGGGGCCCAGCUCGCUCUACAACUCCCUCAAGGAGUACGAACACAUGGACAACUUUUUUCAGUUUCAGUUGCCUAGUUACCCAAGCCUCCCUCCGGCAAGUGACCCAGGGACCUGCCUCCUGGAGUCACUGAUUGGCCUUUCAGAAUCCGUCCCAGAACCCCCUGCCACAUUUACAGACAAUCAGCUGUUGGAGGAAGCCAUGAAAUUGUCUGUGAUGGAGUCUGUGAAAGUUUGACAAAACAUGAAAAAAUGCGUGGACAGUGCAAGGAAAAAAAGAGGGGUUUUGGAGGGGACCGAACAUGCACAUAAGAAGUCAAUGUCAGCGUGAUUUUUUUGGGAGGAAGCUGUGAUUUCCCUCUUGCCUAAUAAAUGUUCAAAUUCCAGACUUGCCUUCAAAACGUUAGCAAAGCAGUUUGGGAUUAUUGCUGUGUGAGAUGGCAGCUAGUGUUAAAAGUGAAAAGAUACAAAAUAGAGAUCAAUUUGACCAGGCCCAUAGAAACCAAUGAUGGCUCUCAAUUCCUAAGAAAGCUCUUUUAACCAAACUAAGAUCACCAACCAUAUGCUAAACAGGAAUCAACCUUAACCGGGGCAAGGUUGGGAAUCUCAACACAGCUGAAUGUGCACCUCAGGGAUUUUUUCUAGCUUUCUAGCUUUUGGAGGCAAUGUAUGGUGACCAGUGCUGUGAUGGCCUUCAUAUGAAACCCGAGUUAAAUCACAACAUAGUCCUGUUCAUGUCCUCCCUUUGGGCUCAUGCCCAGAUGACUUGAGUAGGUAGGGUCCUUCCUGUGUUGAAUCCUGAAGCUAGUGGACUCUUUCUCCUCAAGAUCUCUCCCAAGGGUCUUAUAUGGUACAAAAAAAUCCCUCUAAAAGCUCCUCGAUCAGCACUUUAUCUGUGAAAAUAGUUAUGUAUGAAUAGGCAUUGUUUUGGUUGUAUGGGGUCGAUUCAACAGUUCAACGCUAAAUUAUGGAGUUCCUUAUUUAUGAGCCGGGUAACUAGAAAUAAUGCUCAUACCAUUAAAAGCUGUAGCUGUAUUGUCUUUUAUUACUCUUGUUUUAAAUUAUUUCCUUUUAUGAUUUUAUUUUAUUUAUUUCAGAUAAAGCCUACUUUCACUCAAGAAGCACUGUGGUUUGAUAUUUUCACCUGAAAGUGCAAUCUUCCUUCCUUUUUUCCAUAUCACAUUUUAGUUAUGGGAAACGGGACCACAAGUCCAUCAGAAAGUAUUUAAUAUCUAUUCUCUUAUACAUUUAACAUUUUGUUUUGGUAACUUAUUAUGUCAUCAUUUCAUUAGUUAUUUAAUUUAAGACAUUUUGGCAAUAAAAUGGGGUGUUGUGAAGUUUACUGGAUGUGCCUGCUUAUCAGGGGAGCCAUGCCUGCCGAUGGCGUGUGCACAGUGCUUCCAUUUAAGCUUUGGGACUGAAAACUGUGGAAUCUCCCUAAUCACUGAAACUAAAUUAUGGGUCUAUUGUAUCGCUGCCUAUAAUGUAACCAUAGAAAAAUUACACUAAUAUUUUGUAACUAAUUUAUGUAGGUUGACAAAAGAAUUCUAAUCACUGACAAAUUGAAUAUUUUAUUAAGAAAGCGAAAUGAGUAAUUUUCAAUCUGGGACAACCUUUGUAAUAUAUGAAUUAUAGAGAAAUGUAUACUUAUGAAGGUUAUCGCUCUCUAGCAUUCUGAAGUAUUUUUCAUAGGCAGUCUUAUGGUUUGAUAGCGAAAUGCCACUAAAAAAAAAAGUAAAUUGCAAAGAUCAAUUUGAUUGUAUUCUGAAUUUUCUGGAAGUCUGUGACUUGGGUUACAAUAUGUUAUAAAUUACACAUGUAAAAGGGUUUUUGUGGAUAAAAACUGCAUAUAUUAUACAAUUUUUAUCGCACACACUAACCCUGAAAAUUGAAGAGUUGCCUCAUUAAUUAUAGAACAAGACCUUUCAAAGGUGAUUCUGCUGUCACUUGUGUGAACAGUUGAGGACACUAGAGAGCUGAUGUACAUAUCUCACCCUUUCUACAGCUGUUUCAACAGCCUUUCUGGACCCUUUAGAAAUUAUGCAUGCAGGUCCUGUUUGUUAAAACUUGUUCUGAUUAAUUGUAUACUUUGAAAAGUGCUGUGUGCACAUUGGAAAUGUAUUAUUCGCUUUUUGCCUUUUUGAUUACUUUGAAAUCCAUCCAAUAUUUGUUCUUAUGCCAUGAAGAGGGCACUGAUUUUUGCAAGCAAACAUCGUUUCUCUUGUAUAAAACAUCAAUUCUCAUGAAGAAAUGGCAACAGUGAGUGUUUAUCAAUGUAAUGUAUUACAGUACAGCUUUUUUAAUUUUAUUUUCAAAGAACGUGUCUUACUUUUUGCCUUUUGUGUUGUACAUAUUUCUGCUUGAAUGGUCCUGCAGAGCAAACAAAGCUGCUUUAUUUUUUACAUAUUCACACUUUAACCUGCUGUUCAAAAACAGUUUCUUUCAUCUAAGCCAUUUUGACAGCCUGUCCCUCCAAAUAAUAAUAAAAAAAACAUUUUCUAAA
Larimichthys crocea (large yellow croaker) is the source of this 4345-nucleotide messenger RNA. RefSeq names its product cysteine-serine-rich nuclear protein 1b (gene csrnp1b). The coding region runs from base 356 to 2080 and encodes 574 amino acids. NCBI's taxonomy places the organism in Eukaryota, Metazoa, Chordata, Actinopteri, Sciaenidae. The transcript has 5 exons. Gene Ontology annotation, cellular component: nucleus. Gene Ontology annotation, molecular function: sequence-specific DNA binding; DNA-binding transcription factor activity, RNA polymerase II-specific. Gene Ontology annotation, biological process: regulation of transcription by RNA polymerase II. The record is from RefSeq and is a predicted model, not a curated record.